Messenger RNA from Melampsora larici-populina 98AG31, 168 nucleotides. RefSeq lists its product as uncharacterized. The record is from RefSeq and is a predicted model, not a curated record. The transcript has 2 exons. Bases 1 to 168 code for a protein of 55 amino acids. Lineage: Eukaryota; Fungi; Basidiomycota; Pucciniomycetes; Pucciniales; Melampsoraceae.
AUGACUGAUAGGUCAUUCUUGAUGACUACUCUUAGGUACAAGGGUACCAGUGAUCUACCACUCAAGGAAAUCAGUGUUUAUUACGUUAGUCACACUGUCGCUGGUAACAAGUAUAUACCACAUGCCGUUUUGAUCAAUCUUGGACCGGUAACAAUGGAUUCUGUUUGA